AUGGAAAGGGUGGCACUGGCACGCCUAGAGUGGAUUGCUGCCCAACUCCAGUACUUCCCGGAGCAGCAGUCAGGCUUCAGGUGUCAACGCUGCACGGCAGACUCUAUCUCCGAUGUGGUGGCCACCCUGGAGGAUGCCAAAGCCACGGGGGACGUGGCAAUGUUGGUGCUUCUGGACGUCAAGAGUGCCUUUGACGGACUUCCACACGUGGUCAUCGAGGCCUGCCUAGACCGCCUCGGCCUGAGCGGCUGCCUCAGACGCUUCAUUUCCGCAUUCCUGACCGGCAGAACCUUCCGGGUGCGCGUUGGACAGGAACUCAGCGAGCCCAGGGAUAUCACGACUGGCGUCCCACAGGGAUCGGUGGUUCAGGUGAAGGGCACUUUGUCAUUCCUGCAUACCGAGGAAAAACCUCCCGACUGGGACGCCUGGGCGCUCAAGUGA
Dermacentor silvarum is the source of this 441-nucleotide messenger RNA. RefSeq lists its product as uncharacterized. NCBI's taxonomy places the organism in Eukaryota, Metazoa, Arthropoda, Arachnida, Ixodida, Ixodidae. The record is from RefSeq and is a predicted model, not a curated record. The transcript is spliced from 2 exons. The coding region runs from base 1 to 441 and encodes 146 amino acids.